AUGGUGCGCCUCAGGGAAAUUCCACGCACGGCGACUUUCGCGUGGUCUCCCGAUGCGCCCUCGUCUUGGAUCGCAACUGGCACGAAGUCUGGUGCCGUCGACGUCGAUUUCAGCAAUGAAACUUGUCUAGAACUUUGGGAUCUCGCAUUGGACAGUGGUGAACAGAGUCAAGAAUUGCAGCCCUCCGUCACCAUCCCUACUGAGACGGGCUUUCACGACAUUGCUUGGACACCGGCUCAGGCUGGACACAAGAGAGGGAUUAUUGCUGGAGCAUUUGACAACGGGUUACUUGGCUUGUGGGAUGCGGAUAAGGCCAUCACGAGCACGGCAGAAGCCUCCAUUUUCACCCACAAGAUACACAGCGGGGCAAUCAAGGCCUUACAGUUCAAUCCCAAGAUACAGAAUUUUCUCGCAACGGGUGGUGCCAAGGGAGAACUCUUCAUCUCAGACCUGAACCACCUCGACACCCCCAUACGACUUGGAAGCACCGCUGCCCGGGCAGACGAUAUCGAUUGCCUCGAUUGGAACAAGAAGGUCUCAAAUAUCCUGGUCACGGGAAGUAGCGGAGGAUUUGUGACAGUAUGGGACAUGAAAACAAGGAAAGAGAGCUUGACGCUCAACAACUUUCAACGCAAACCGGCCAGUGCUAUUGCCUGGGAUCCUGAAAAGCCCACACGAUUGAUCACUGCUGUGCCGCUGGAGCAGGAGCCUGUCAUUCUGGUUUGGGAUCUGAGAAACUCGAACGCGCCCGAAAAGGUGCUUCGCGGGCAUGACUCGGGGGUUCUUUCGGUCGCUUGGUGCCCACAGGAUCACGACCUCCUGCUAUCUUGCGGCAAGGAUAACAGAACCAUACUAUGGAACCCCCAGACUGGAGACGCCUAUGGCGAUUAUCCAGUUGUGACGAACUGGACGUUCCAGACAAGGUGGAACCCUCAUAACCCGAACAUGUUUGCGACCGCGUCUUUCGAUGGCAAACUCCAGAUCCAGACUCUACAGAACACCAAUCCGAGCACCACGCAGACAGACCAGAGCCAGGCUGCAGAUGGAGAGGAUUUCUUCUCCAGAGCUCAGACACAACCUCAGACUUCAUCUUUCUCCCUUACCAAGGCACCGAGGUGGCUAGAGCGACCCGUUUCCGUGUCUUUUGGCUUUGGUGGAAGAAUCAUCAGUGUGAAACAGGCAGACCCUGGGAAAUCAAGAGCUUCAAAGAUCUGCAUCAGCAAAUUCGAGGUCGACUCAAAUGUUGGGAGCGCAACGGAAACCUUCGAGAAAGCCCUUCAGUCAGGUGAUCUUACCAGCCUGUGUGAGGCCAGGGUCGCAUCUGCAAGGACUGAGGAAGAGAAGGCUGAUUGGAAGGUCAUUGAGACUCUGGUAUCUAAAAAUCCUCGAGCAGAGCUGGUGAAAUACCUAGGUUUUGAGGACAAAGCCGAAGACAACGCAAAUGGUGUUGAGCAGCAGACCCCAGAGGACGACAAUUCCAAUUCAGAAGAGCAAAAGCCGUCCGUCAACGGCGCCUCAAAAGCUCACAAACGGUUCCAAUCUAUUUUCGCAAGCUCCGCCGAUGGAGACUUUUUGGCAGAGUUGGCGGCCACGAAGGGUACCAGGACUAAUAAUCCCUUCCAGAUAUAUACGGGAUCCGAGUCCCAGGCAGACAAGCAGAUCACAAGAGCCUUGAUACUGGGACAAUUCGAGAAAGCUCUGGACGUGUGUUUGCAAGAGAACAGAAUGUCAGAUGCUUUUAUGAUCGCUAUCUGCGGCGGCGAAGCCUGCAUCAAGAAAGCUCAGGAAGCAUAUCUCGCCAAACAAUCUGGAGGACCCAACUACCUGCGCCUACUCGCUUCGGUCGUGGGCAAAAAUCUAUGGGAUACAGUUCACAAUGCUGAUCUAACAAAUUGGAAGGAAGUCAUGGCUACGCUGUGCACGUUUGCUGAUGAGCAGGAAUUUCCAGAUCUUUGCGAAGCGCUUGGCGACAGGAUUGAGGAACAGAUCGAUGAUCUUUCUCCUGUCUCACGGAAAGAUGCUUCAUUCUGCUUCUUGGCUGGCUCCAAGCUGGAGAAGGUUGUCGCCAUCUGGAUCCAAGAGCUCAAAGAGCACGAGGAGGCGGGAGCCUCGGAAGCGGACGCAUCUUCAGCAUUUUCACUACACGCUCGUGGUCUUCAAGACUUCAUCGAGAAGGUUACCAUCUUUCGACAAGUGGUCAACUUUAAGGACGGAGAGCUGUCUAAGACCGGGGAGUGGAAGCUGGAAGCUUUGUACGGCAAAUAUCUGGAAUACGCCGACAUUGUCGCUGGUUCAGGCCAGCUAGACGUUGCCCAGAAAUAUCUGGAUCUGCUUCCAGCAAGCUAUCCAGGUGCGGAUGUUGCGAGGAGCCGCAUCCAACAGGCAAGGAAGAAGACUGCCGCUCCAGCUGCUGUUCCUCAAGCUGCCCCUAUAACGACAAGAAACAAACCUCUGCCAGGCAUGUCACAAUUUCAGCCUCCAACAACUGCGUUUACGCCACCAACUCCUCAAGUUCCGACUCCUUAUGCCCCAAGUGCCCUACAGCCGAGCAAUCCCUAUGCACCACCCACGGCCAUCAGUACCCCAUCCAAUCCAUAUGCACCCGUUGGCGGUAGUUACCAACCCCCACAACAGAUGAGAAUGCCUCCCGGCCCUCCUCCCCCUGGUCCAUACAUCACCCCACAGCCUAAUCCCAUCCAACCGCCUCCCAGGUUCAAUCAAUCUCCAGCCAUUCCUCCGCCAUCUCAAGACAAAAGUAUGUCCAACUGGAAUGACAUCCCGGAAGGGUUUGUCAAACCUCCCACUUCGAGAAGAGGCACACCCAGCGUCCCACCGCAGCCUGUUCAGAAUCCAUUCAGCCCACCGCCGCCGCAAGUGACGUCUCCUCCCACAGCUCCGCCUUUUGGUGCGAGACAGAGAGCCUCGCCAGUUCCCCCUCCACCGAAAGGGACAGGUCCACCUCCGCGAGUAACGUCUCCUCUAGGUGGCCAGCCCUCUUUUGAGCGACCUGCAUCGGCAAGCAAUCCUUAUGCGCCGCCGACCGUGACAUCACCACCCAUUGGGCAGAAUAUCAUGUCGCCGCCGAUCCCCAGGGGUCCAUCUCCAUACAACGCACCUCCUUCUCACGCUCCUACACCCCCGAACAGAUAUGCACCGGCAGGAGGCAGCCAACAUGCGACUGCUCCGAAUACACGUCCAUCUAUCGCACCUCCACCCCAAGGCUCGUCCUUCCAAACGCCUGCUCCGCCGUCAAACCCCUACGCGCCGACCCAGCAAGCACAACCAACGCGGCAGACGAGCUACGGUCCACCACAACCAACACAGACACCGCAGUCAGCUACAGCGCCACCAAUACCGACACCCCAGCAACAAUUCAUCUCAGGACCACCUCCCACAGGAAGUGGGCCAGGAGCCCAAAGACCACCGUCUCGGCCUGGCACUGCGGGUUCAAACAAAGCCUCCGCUGCACCUCCGGUGCGAAAGUAUCCCAAGGGCGACCGAACACAUAUUUCCCCCUCUGCCCAACCAAUCUAUACCAUCCUCUCGUCCGAGAUGGCGCGUGUCAAGGCUCGAGCUCCACAGUCAUUUAAAGCACAAGUGGUUGAUACCGAGAAGCGGCUAGAUAUCCUCUUUGAUCAUCUGAACAAUGAGGAUCUGCUUAAACCGGAUACAGUGGCGCAACUAGUUGAGCUAGCGCAAGCACUAGAAGCAAGGGAUUUUACCAGGGCGCAGGAGAUACAGAUGGAUGUGCACACGAAUAAGGUGGAGGAGUGCGGACAGUGGAUGGUGGGUGUGAAGAGGUUGGUGGGCAUGUGCAGAGCCACCCCUUGA
Fonsecaea nubica is the source of this 3831-nucleotide messenger RNA. RefSeq lists its product as hypothetical. Lineage: Eukaryota; Fungi; Ascomycota; Eurotiomycetes; Chaetothyriales; Herpotrichiellaceae. The record is from RefSeq and is a predicted model, not a curated record. The transcript is spliced from 3 exons. Gene Ontology annotation, molecular function: protein binding; structural molecule activity. Gene Ontology annotation, biological process: COPII-coated vesicle cargo loading; intracellular protein transport; endoplasmic reticulum to Golgi vesicle-mediated transport. Bases 1 to 3831 code for a protein of 1276 amino acids. Gene Ontology annotation, cellular component: COPII vesicle coat; endoplasmic reticulum exit site.